This is a messenger RNA of Aethina tumida (small hive beetle), 1307 nucleotides long. It is a transcript of the gene IFT52, whose product is annotated as intraflagellar transport protein 52 homolog. The transcript is spliced from 7 exons. NCBI's taxonomy places the organism in Eukaryota, Metazoa, Arthropoda, Insecta, Coleoptera, Nitidulidae. The coding region runs from base 18 to 1256 and encodes 412 amino acids. Gene Ontology annotation, cellular component: intraciliary transport particle B; centriole; cilium. Gene Ontology annotation, biological process: cilium assembly; intraciliary transport. The record is from RefSeq and is a predicted model, not a curated record.
AAUUACAGGAGAAUGUUAUGGAAAAUAAAACAAUUAUAUUCAACGCUUCUAAGCAAGAGAUAUUUAAGUUGCAGGAUAAUUACAAAAUUUUCCAAAGAAAGCUAAAAAUCUAUUGGCGAGUCUUGAUUAAUAAAGAGGAGUUAUCAUGGCAAAUUUUACAAAAUUGUUCUUUGUUGAUUCUUCCUGGUAGCCAAACACCUUUUGAAGAAAAUGAAUUAAAUGCUCUAAAAACAUACAUAAGUAAUGGUGGUAGAGUUUUAGUUUUGUUGUCCGAGAGUCAUGAGAAUGAUACAAGUAAUACAAAUAUAUUUUUGGAAGUAUAUGGAAUAAUUCCUAAUAUGGAUUCUUUAAUACGUACUCACUAUUAUAAGUAUUUCCAUCCGAAGGAGUGUUUUCUGGGUGACAGCAAUAUCAAUUCGACUUUGUUAAAAGACAAUACCAAUUUGGACUUGGUUUAUCCCUUUGGUUGCACUUUAAGUGUGAGUAAACCCUCAGUAGUCGCAUUUACCAGUGGAUCAGCUACAUUUCCUGUAGACAGACCUCUGGGUGCAUUAUAUUAUGAUGAAAGCGCAGGUGGCAGAUUGGCAGCAAUUGGUUCGGGACACAUGUUCGCUGACAAAUAUAUAGACCAAGAAAGUAACGAUAAAUUCAGGGAACUGAUAUUCGAUUUUUUGACUGGAGAUACAAGUAUUAAAUUCGCCCCUUCGGAUCACGAUGAUAUAGACAUUUUAGAUUAUCAUGUAGUACCAGAGACGGGUCAUCUUGCUGAAAAGCCUAAAAUUUGUCUCACAGACGCAAUUAGUAACACCACGUUAGUUGAUUACACCAAACUGUUUGACCAUAAAAUGUACUCUAUGAAUACUAAUUAUGUGCCCGAGGCCCUGAAACUCUAUACCGAUUUGAGGGUGAAACACCAGCCCCUAAAGAUUAUCACGCCCAAGUUUGAGGCCCCUCUCCCACCUCUACAGGCUGCGGUGUUUCCACCAGCAUUUAGAGAGCUACCACCUCCUCCAUUGGAACUGUUUGAUCUAGACGAUGCUUUUAGUUCCGUGUUUUCGAAACUCGCACAGUUCACGAAUAAGUACUUGCAACAAGGGCAGGGUAAAGAUGAUUAUACCGAGAAGGAUUUGUCUUUUUAUAUUACGGAGUGCGCGAAGAUUGUCAAUGUGGACGAAGAUUUUAAAGAAUGCAAGGACGUUCUGUUCGAAAUCGGCUCUCAGAUUGCCAAAUUCAAAAGCAUCGAUACCAUUAAAUAGGAGUAUGGUGUAUAGUUUUGUAGAAGGUUUAAUACAGUUUAUUUUAAUAUA